AUUCAAUAUACAUUUCUAUACGUAUAAAUAAAAAAAAAAUCAAAUAUAUUUGCAAGUUAUACAUUUUCGGUUAAUAAUUCUAGGUACAAUAAAUACUCUGCAGAAUAAAAACAUAUAAUUAAAAAAAGAAAAGAAAGAAAGAAAGAAAUACUAGUGGAGCGCACAUAAGAAAAUAUUUUUUCAUGAAAUUAUACCUCCAUUUAAUUCAUCCAUGUAGUUUGUGUAAGCUUUGAUUGCUAUAUUAUUGAUUUCACACUGAUAUUAAGACCCAAUGACGAUACAAAGGGGCGGAGUCAAAGUUUGAUAAGUCUCCAACAGCGCAAACAUACUGGUCUCAAAACACAACGCCGUAACUCGCACACCGUAUUAAAUAUCCAGACGCACCGUUCACUGUUUAUCCAAAGAUGUUUUCAUUGUACUUUAUUACUGUCAAAAUAUCCUACCAAUAUUCCGGAAUGUAGAUUUCAACCUUUAAUUUCCGAGGAAAUGUUUUAAAAAGACAUUGAUGGUUAAAGUGUUUGUUUGUUUUAUAAGACGGUGAAUAUUCCAGUAUCGUUGCAGAAGCUACAGGAUUUAUCUUGAGAACUUAUUGACUAUGCUGAGUUCGUUUGUGGACAGAGGUGACUCCCAGCAUCUUUCGACCCCCGGGGUGGGAUACCCUGAUGGCACAAUGCUUCAGAACCAGCAGUAUAACUACUACAAUACCCAAUCAAGUGGAUACCCAGUGCCGUACUCCAACGUAGGAAACUUAGCAUCCCGAGAUCUGUUGAUAAGGAGAUCUGAAUUCGGACUGUCAGCCAAUGAUGGAAACGUUUCCGCUCGUUCAGGGAUGCUUUUUCCUGCCUCAUCCGGAUUCCCGCCACAACAUCAUCAGGAGGUUUCUCCGCACGUGCUGUAUCAGGGACUCCGUCCGGAUGUGUCGUCAUAUCACAGUCCUCGUCACCAACACGUACAUUCUCAAUCUGGGUACUUUAACAUGCCAACUAGUGGAGGCGAUAUGUAUGCUAGGACUGAACAAAUGGGGUUUAAUGCCACGAGCAGAAUUGAUCAAUAUGAACACGCACAGCAGCAGUUCAUGAAUCCUAUGAACAUGUUACAGAGUGGUCCGGGAUUAUUUCUUCCCUACAUCGGAAGACCUACCAUUAAACAAGAAAGAACGUGUCUUUGGGUAGACCCAGAACAAUCGGAUCCAAAGAAGCCUUGUAACAAAGUGUUUUACACAAUGCAUGAAAUAGUGAAUCACAUUACCAUAGAUCAUGUCGGGGGACCCGAACAGACCAAUCACACAUGUUACUGGCAGGAAUGUGCGCGGGAAUUCAAACCAUUCAAGGCAAAGUAUAAGCUGGUCAAUCACAUUCGAGUCCAUACCGGAGAAAAACCAUUCCCAUGUCCCUUUCCAGGAUGUGGAAAAGUCUUCGCUAGAAGUGAAAACCUCAAGAUCCACAAACGAAUCCACACAGGUGAGAAGCCGUUUAAGUGCGAGUUUGAGGGAUGUGAUCGUCGAUUUGCGAAUAGCUCGGACAGGAAAAAGCAUUCCCAUGUCCACACCAGUGAUAAGCCUUAUAAUUGUCGGGUUCGGGGUUGUGAGAAAAGUUACACUCAUCCUAGUUCACUACGAAAGCAUAUGAAAAUCCAUGGAGAUGUGUCUCCGACAAUUGAACGUCAGGAUUCUGAUGAGGUGUCAAUCUGCAGCGAGAGCACCUCCCGAACCUCCCCGUCCACAGAUCACGCCAUUAAAUCUCCUGCAUUAUCCGAACAACCAGUCGAACGAAAACCUGAUAUAAAUGUCAUUUCCGGCGCACCACACUUAGACCAUAGCAUUCAUCCGCCCGAAGUUCCAAAAAUGAACGAUUGGUUUGUGUGUCACCCUCGUACUACAGUGAAUCCUGGAAGUAAAGACCACACCCAUUUUUCCAGCAUCGCCUCUCUGUCGUCGUUUCAUCCAAUGCCCAUUAUGCAAUAUUCGUGACGUCACAAAGACCUCAGUUAGGAACGUUUUACCCAUUUUUUGUUAAAAUUUCAUAGCUUAAAUAGAUAUUGGUGUAUUUAACAUUAAUGUUUUAUGAACUGAUUUUUUAUGAAAUAAAAAAUAUUACAAAAUUAG
Messenger RNA from Ostrea edulis (European flat oyster), 2104 nucleotides. Its product is annotated as zinc finger protein ZIC 4-like. Gene Ontology annotation, cellular component: nucleus. Gene Ontology annotation, molecular function: RNA polymerase II cis-regulatory region sequence-specific DNA binding; DNA-binding transcription factor activity, RNA polymerase II-specific. The transcript is spliced from 2 exons. The record is from RefSeq and is a predicted model, not a curated record. The coding region runs from base 596 to 1969 and encodes 457 amino acids. Lineage: Eukaryota; Metazoa; Mollusca; Bivalvia; Ostreida; Ostreidae. Gene Ontology annotation, biological process: central nervous system development; regulation of transcription by RNA polymerase II.